AUGACCGUCUCCUACACUCUGAAAGUGGCCAACGCCCGCUUUGGGGGCUUCUCCAAGUUGCUCUUUCGGUGGAAAGGAAGUAUCUACAAACUAUUGUACAAGGAUUUCAUCGUCUUUGUGUCUCUAUAUGCCAUGCUGAGUGUGAUGUACAGGCACAUACUGAAGCACGAACAAAAAGAACUGUUUGAGCAGGUUUCCCUUUACUGCAACCGGUACACAGACCUUAUUCCUGUCUCUUUUGUGUUGGGUUUCUACGUUACUCUCAUUGUUAACCGUUGGUGGGCUCAGUACACCAAUAUCCCCCUCCCUGACCAGCUGAUGUGUGUAGUGUCUAGCAAUGUGCAUGGUGGGGAUGAGAGAGGCCGCAUGCUGCGAAGAACCCUGAUGAGAUACGCCAACCUGUCCUCCGUGCUCAUCCUACGAUCUGUCAGCACGCGUGUGCUCAAGAGAUUCCCGACUAUGGAACAUAUUGUUGAUGCAGGGUUCAUGACCCGUGAGGAGCUGAAGAAGUAUGAGAGCCUGUGCUCAGACUUUAACAAGUAUUGGAUCCCUUGUGUGUGGUUCACCAACCUGGCUGCGCAAUCGCGAAGAGAUGGGCGUGUGAGGGAUGACGUGGCACUCAAACUCCUGAUGGAUGAACUGAAUAAGUAUCGUGCAAAAUGCAGCAUGCUUUUCCAUUAUGAUUGGAUCAGUGUCCCCCUGGUGUACACACAGGUCGUCACUAUAGCAGUUUAUUCAUUCUUUGCCUUCUGCAUCAUUGGUCGUCAAUUCCUGGAUCCAGAAAAGGGAUAUAAGGGACAUGACCUUGAUAUGUACGUCCCUAUCUUCACACUGCUGCAGUUCUUCUUCUACGCAGGCUGGCUAAAGGUAGCUGAACAGAUUAUUAACCCCUUUGGAGAGGAUGAUGAUGACUUUGAAACCAACAGAUUGAUAGAUAGGAACCUGCAGGUUUCUCUCCUGUCCGUGGAUGACAUGUAUCAGAAUUUGCCUCCGAUGGGGAAAGACAAGUACUGGGAUGACCAAAGUGCUGUGCCCCCUUACACUCUUGCCACUGCAGCCGAGACACUGAAACCAUCAUUUAUGGGUUCUACCUUUGAUAUGCGUAAUUUAGGGGAUUCCGAACAGUGCCAGGCGAUACCUGUCACCCCAAACACCCCCCGAGCUCGCACCCCCAUGCUCGGCAGAUUCCUCUCUUCUGCCCCCUCGCCUGCAGUCAGUAUGAAGAACUUUAUGAAUCGUGGUAUGCGAAACCACCUUGUCCGGUUCCGUACGGAUGGCUAUCCUUCUCCCAACCCAAACGCCCGCCAUUCCGAGCAGGAAUUAGACUAUGUUGCCCGCAUUGAUGAAGAGGAAACAACAGAGGAUGAGAAGGAGAGUAAGGCCAGCGAGCCCCCCACACCAAGAGUCCAGUUUAAGGUACCUCAUAGACUACAGGCCUCCGAGAAGCAGAAGAAGAUGGAGCAGCCCAAAAUACCAACUCUGCUAAUCACUGUUGAUGAACCUUCUGAUGAGAGUUUGAACCAAGACCAUAGUGAAAGCUAGACCCAUUAACGCACUCACAUUAACAACAGUAAAGUGUUAUCCUACAAGGAAC
Molecule: messenger RNA, 1594 nt
Organism: Bombina bombina (fire-bellied toad)
Lineage: Eukaryota; Metazoa; Chordata; Amphibia; Anura; Bombinatoridae
Gene: BEST4
Product: bestrophin 4
Exons: 8
Coding region: 1-1542 (513 amino acids)
Molecular function (GO): chloride channel activity
Source: RefSeq, a predicted model, not a curated record